AUGGCGCCGAGUCCACCUCGCCCUGCUGAGCCGAGUACUGCUCCACCCAUGGGCGCGAAUCAAGGCGGCCCGUCGUACGCAGACGCUGCAGGAUCCAGCAAUGCUGCAGAUCAACGUUCGCAGGACCCAUCUGGGCCUUCCUCGACGGCUCCCGCGAAGAAGAAGAAGCAUCGUGGCGGCAAGAAGCGGCGCAACCGCCGCCAGUCCUUCGCUGCCACGCAUGACAUGGGAGAAGACAUGAGCGACGAGCGCCCCAGUCUGGCCAAUGUCGCUGGCCACGGCCGCUCGAGAGGGAGCAGCAGCUUCUACCGCCAGCAUAGCAAUCUCAGCAGCACGAGCCUCGAGAGCGAGGCCUUGCUGGACCACCGCGACCAACCCACGAUCAGAACGCGCCGACCGAGCGUUCCCGUCACUUCCAUAUACCAACCGCGUGCCAGUCAAGCUUCCAUCAACUCUCCCCAGCGUCUGAAUGCACCAAACGCAUUGAAUGCCUUUGGUCGAUCGCGGCUGUCGCAUACGCCCGAGGUCACCUACAGCAAUGAUGAAGAGGACGAGGUCGAUGACCAGACCCCCUUGAUGGGUACUUCUCAGCGGGAUAUCAGGACAGGCACCAGCUAUGGCGGAACAAGUGCGCAUUCAGGCUCUGGCAGACAGCGAAGAGCAAGCAAGACAUCUACCUCGAGUGGCCAACGACAUCCCGAUUUGUUCACUCAGCAUCACCAUUCGCAAACCAAUCUCCAAGACUACGAUGUCAACAACCCGCCAUCUGUGCCCACUAGCCCAGCCUUCCAGGCCGCGCCUGGCUUCGACGAUGUCAUGAUCACCGAAGACCUCGAUCACAUGUCGGAGCCGGGAAGGACUACCAACAGGUCUCGCGAUGCGCUAAUCGACAUCGAUGAGCCCAGUCCGGGAGGCUCUCCCCCUGGCCCAGGUGAUUUCCGGCGCCGAAUGACGACCACGGCGCUUGAAGAUGUGUGCUUCCCACAUGAGACAAUGUCAGAGAUGGGCCACGAAGACUACCUUAACCCCCCGGCCACAGGAGAACCGACGAGUCGUAGGAGACGUCGUCGCUGGCCUGACCUGUCCAUCCUGGAGAAUUGGGCACGUGAAGAGAAAGAACAGCGGACUAUUGAGGGUAUGCGUAUGCGCAAAGUCAGUGAGCCGCUGAUGGUGGAAGGGCGAUUGCGUCCAAAGCAGCGCGUCUGGCAUCGGGAGGCCAGCGAUGCGCCGUUCCGUUUUACCUACUUCAACGAAACAUUCGACAACACGAUUCAUAGCCAGACUAUUAGCGAGCUUGUGCAGCCGGGGCAGACAUUUAGGACUCUCUUCGUCCCGGAUCCUCCUCUAGUAGAGGAUAGCAGCGACAGUGAGUCGGACGAUGAGGACUUUCAACACCUGGGCGCAAAUGGAUUCGGGCACUCCCGAGCGACAACUCGAUCGCCAUCGAAAGCAGAGGAUAAAUCUUCUGGCGAGCAGACCCGUUCAACCACUCCGCGCCCAGCAGGCACCGCAGCAGGCACACCUCAACCUGACCAAGAUAAGCCAAAGCGGUAUGGCCCGCGACCUGCCUGGUGGCUCGAUGUGAUGUCGCCCAGCGAAACGGAGAUGAAGGUCAUUGCCAAGACGUUUGGCAUCCACCCAUUGACAUCAGAGGAUAUUUUGAUGCAGGAGCAGCGUGAAAAGGUCGAGCUCUUCAAGCACUACUACUUCAUCAACUACCGAACGUUCGAACAGGAUGAGAACAGUGAAGACUACCUAGAACCCGUCAAUCUUUACGUUGUUGUGUUCCGAGAAGGUGUAAUCAGUUUUCAUUUCUCCAUGACACCACAUCCAGCGAAUGUACGCCGACGCAUCCGCCAACUCUCGGAUUAUUUGGUGUUGUCACCAGACUGGAUAUCGUACGCCAUCAUUGACGAUAUCACGGAUGCUUACGCUCCUAUGAUCCAGAGGAUCGAGGAAGAGGUCGACGACAUUGACGAAGCCAUAUUGCGACUUCAUUCCGAUGAAGAGGAACAGGAGGCUGAGAAGGCUGAAUUGAAUUCUGAAAAGAAGCCAGAAGCCAUGAAGGAUCAGCAAGAGAGUGGUAGAGACAUGUUGCGACGUGUCGGCGAGUGCAGAAAGAAGGUCAUGAGCCUGUACCGAUUGCUGGGCAACAAGGCCGACGUCAUCAAGGGUUUUGCGAAGAGGUGUAAUGAGCAAUGGGAUAUCGCACCUCGCAAUGAAAUUGGCAUGUAUCUGGGAGACAUACAGGAUCACAUUGUUACCAUGACAGGCAACCUGAGCCACUACGAGAAUCUACUUUCGCGGGCUCACAGCAAUUAUCUCGCCCAAAUCAACAUCCGCAUGAACGAGCGACAGGAGAAGACGUCGGAUAUCCUGGGCAAGCUCACGGUCCUUGGCACGAUUGUGCUGCCAAUGAACGUGGUCACGGGUAUCUGGGGAAUGAAUUGUCUCGUCCCUGGGCAAGAUAUCGAGAGCCUGACUUGGUUCUGGUGUAUCACUGGAGGCCUGAUCGGCUUCGGUGCUCUUUGCUACUUUAUCGCGAAGAGGGUGUACGGCAUCGUUUGA
Messenger RNA from Cucurbitaria berberidis CBS 394.84, 2568 nucleotides. Its product is annotated as magnesium transporter ALR2. Lineage: Eukaryota; Fungi; Ascomycota; Dothideomycetes; Pleosporales; Cucurbitariaceae. Bases 1 to 2568 code for a protein of 855 amino acids. Gene Ontology annotation, molecular function: magnesium ion transmembrane transporter activity. Gene Ontology annotation, cellular component: plasma membrane. The transcript is spliced from 3 exons. Gene Ontology annotation, biological process: magnesium ion transmembrane transport; intracellular magnesium ion homeostasis. The record is from RefSeq and is a predicted model, not a curated record.